This is a messenger RNA of Xenopus tropicalis (tropical clawed frog), 15788 nucleotides long. Its product is annotated as provisional ortholog of golgin B1. NCBI's taxonomy places the organism in Eukaryota, Metazoa, Chordata, Amphibia, Anura, Pipidae. The transcript has 30 exons. The coding region runs from base 139 to 14559 and encodes 4806 amino acids. Gene Ontology annotation, cellular component: Golgi apparatus. The record is from RefSeq and is a predicted model, not a curated record.
GUGUUGAUCCAAGAUGGCGGCCGAAAUGGAACAGCAGGGCGCAGGGGGAGAUUGAGCCAGAGUUGGGGGGAAAGCGAUACUGCCAGCUGGAUAUGUGCCCGUCCUGAUGAGCCUGGGGCUCAGAGCCAAUUAGGCAAAAUGUGGAAAUGGUAUUCUGGGGAAGAGGCGAACCUUCAAGGAGGAGCUCCAGAUAAUCAGGGGAGCCCCAGUGGCACCAUGUCGGUUGCAGAUCUGACAGAACAGCUGGCACAGAACCAGCAGCUGGUGGCACAACUGAAGGAACUUAUCAGAGAGAAAGAUAAUGAGCUUCGCAAGAAGGACCAGCAGCUCAAGGAAGAAAAAGAAUCUGCAGAAUCUAAGAUAUCAAAGGCCAAGCUCCAAAAUAAAGCGAAGAUUGCAUCGCUGACAUCACAGCUGGAAGAGCUAAGGAAACAUCAGGCUUCCCCCCGAUCACAUGAGAAGAAAUCCGACAACAAAAAGGCCACAGGAGAUGGAGACUAUGAGAACAGUUCAGCAAAUCGAGGAAAAAUUCUUUUGUUAAAAAGGCGGGUUGAAGAAUUAGAGUCACAGUUAGCACUUAGAAAUGAAGAACUUCAAAGAAAGGAGGCUGACCUGGAGCAGCAGAGGUUGCGGGGUUCUCAGAUGGAUCUUAUGCUCAGUGAAAAGGAGAAGAAACUGGCUGCCAAAGAGGCCUAUAUCAUCGAGUUGCAGAUGGCUGCAGGGUCAAACACAUCCAUGGAUACACCCAGAUCUCAAGAGAACACCCAGCAGGAAACAAACAGAGACGCAUCUAAUCAAGAGCUGCAGAUUCUAAUCCAGAACCUGACAAGGAAAGUGGGAAACAGUGAUGAAAAGUGUAGCCUUCUCCAAGAGCAGACUGAGAGCUUAAAAACCCUGCUGAACAAAGAGAAGGAUCACUUCAAGGAGAGGGAAGCAAUGUACACGGAAAAUAUUCGGGUGUUCCAAAACUUAGUCCAGGAAAAGGAGAAAGAACUGAAAGAGCAGUCACAAAAACACGAGCAAGAAAUUUUUAAACUGGUGGCAAAAUCCGACGCCAAUGCCGAUCUGCAUCAGCUGCUCAAGGCCUUAAAACAGAAACUGCAUGAGGAAGAGGAGGUCCUGCUCGGGAAAAAUCAAGUGAUUGACGUACUACAGAAAGAACUAGAUAAUAAGGAACAGCAGAAUAUAGAAAUAAACGAAAAGUGUAAGCGCCUUCAGUCAGAAAAAGAGAACCUGCAGUCAAAGUUGGAAGCCGAGAAGCACGUAAUGAGGGCGCAGCUAAGGGAUAUGAUGGAUAAGCAUGAAACAGAGCUGUGUAGCUUGCAGGACAAACACAAUGCCGAGAUCCAGGAUAUUCAGGAGAAGCAUGAAUUGGAAAUCCAGGAGAAGUGCCUACAACUCCAACAACAACUCCAGCACUUGGGCAGUAGCACAGGAGAAACUGCCCAACCCACAAAGAUCACAGAAACAGCGGUCAUUAAACUCCAAGAUGAAGUCAAGCUGAAAACAGAAGAGGCAAGUAAAUCCGAAGCUAAAUUCCUUAAAAUGAAGGCUUGGUCAAAGUCCAAAAUCAGGCAGUUGGAGGAAGAGCUAAAAAUUUCAGAAACCAGAAGCCGGGACCUGUCCGGCCUGAGCAAUCGCAUUAUAGAAUUGGAAGAGGAGAAGCAUGAACUGGAGACAAAACUAGAAUCGUUAGUGGAACUUCAGGCAAUUAAUGAACAACUUUUGACCAAGCUUGUGAUCUAUGAAGAGCAACAAAGGAAACUGCAGGCAGAUCUUGAGCAGGUUGCAAAGAGGGCAGACUCACAGACAAGCGAGUCGGGCAGCGUGGAUGAGUUGCACAACCAGCUUCUGGAAUGGAAUGAAAUGAGCCCUGAAAUCGAAGAAGCGCCGGAGAACAGCAGCGAGAAGUCUGUCCUGGCUCUGAGGAUGGCACAGAUAGAAGAAGAAAGAGAAGCCAUGGACUCAGGGCAGCAGGAGCUGGAGGAGGAGCUGAGUGCAGCUCGAGGCCUGGGGAAAAUGCGACCGGCAAGAAGGAAAGGCAGCAAAGCAGCGCCAAAGAUGCAGGACGAUGACGAUUAUGGCAGAAAGGGCUUUGUUGAUCAGAACCUGACCCUGGACAGCAUUGAUUCUGUUGAGGGGGAGAACAUGGGAGGUUGGUGGCCUGAAUACGCUUCUCCUAACUCAGGAUUACGAACCGUUGUGGAAGAGCUUGAAUUAGAGAGGAACCAACUGCAAGAGCAAAUUAUGACCUUGGAAGAACGUUGCCAGGAGCUGGAGGACAGGUUACAGCUCCAACUAAGAAUUGAGACUUUGCAGGUAACAUUUGAUGUAGAUGAAGAUGCUCUGCCCAUAAGUCAGGGUGAAAACGAACGUUUGCAGGCCCAGCUUGGACAGCUACGUCAGCAGCAGAGCCGGGAAACCGAGAAGCAACUCGACGUCACGUCCACUCUGAGCGAACAGCUCAAGGGGAUCACAGACAGAAAUGUAUUCCUUGAAAAUGUUAUAGCGGAGAAGGAACAGAUCAUAUUGGAAGCAGCAGGCAAACUGGAGGAGUUGGCAACAUUAAAAAAGACCCUGAAGGAGAAAGAGGAUCUAAACAAAGCACUUUCUGAGAAGCUGGAUCAGAGCGAGUUUCAGCUUGAAGAGACCAGAAAGAAGCUAGCUGUUUUGGAAGCUGAAAGUCAAGCAUUGAAAUUGGCGAACAAUGACUUAACUGAGAAGACAGCUGCCUUAAAAGAAAGGUUAUUGAAACAAGAUGCUACCUUGGAAAAGAUGAAGCUGGACCUUGAGCAGACAAAUGAAGAGCUGGAUCGCCUAAAUACAAGUCAUCUGGAAGAGCGGUCACAACUUAUAUAUGACCUGCAAAGGUGUGAGAGGGAAAUGGACAUCCUAAGAGAAGUCUUGCAGGAAAAAGAUAAGGAGCUAGCGUCCAUUUCCUCCAGUUUGACUGAAUACAAUGAGCAAGUGGUCAUUUUGAAAGAGCAAAUUGACUUUAAGAAUGAACAGAUGAGAGAGAUGUCUGAUGCCCUUGUAAAAGCAGAGCGGGACAGUCAGCUUCUGAGAGAGGCGCAGACCGCUGAUACGCGGGAAACGAGCGACAAGAUAACUUCCCUUACAGAUCAGCUGAGUGAGAUGGAUAUGGAAUUAAAUAAAGCAAAAUACCUAAGCGAGACAAAAACGAAGGAAGCAGAAGAACUAAUUAGACAAAUCAAUGAGAACGGCAUCACAAUUAAGAACCUGCGCUCAGAGAUUCAGGCGCAGUCAGUAACGCACAACAAUCAUGUCAUGGAGUGUUCAACACAAAUUACAUCACUUAAACAGCAGAUUAAUGCAUCUGUUGCUAAACUCGAUGAAACAGAAACAAAAUACAGAAAGGAAAUUGAAAGCUUCCAAUUGCAAUUGGAAAGCGAUAAUUUGGAGAGAGAAAAGAUUGCAGGGAUGCUUGCGGAAAAGAGCAGCAAAGAGCAGAGUUUUGAAAAUGAAUUGAAGAUGGCAAAAGAGCAAUAUAACAACUUAGUUUCCGGGAUGUCCAAAAAAGAUGAGGAGAUGAAGAAACUCUUGACUGAACUCACCGAGCAAAAGCAGUAUUGUGAUGAUCUGAAAAGGGAACUGCAAAUUAAGGAGGCGGAUGCUGCUUCUUUACAGCAAAAGCUUUUAGCAGACAUUACAGACAGGGAGGAGAAGCUGAGGGGUCUACAAGAGCGCACACAAGAAUUUCAGGCACAGCUUAGUGAAAAACUAGAUAACAUUAAUAAAUUGGAUGCAACUAAGGAUGAACUUGUUAAACAGAACAAGAUGCUUGAAACAGCGCUUGCCGAAAGCGACAAAAAUCUGGCUGUCCAUCUAACUGCUACAGAAGAAUGUAGAAAAAGCAUUCUUGACCUGGAACAGCAGAACCAAAAACUGCACAGUGAAAAAGACAGGUUAGUAAAAGAACUUUCAGAGCAACAGCAAUUUUACGAUGAUCUGAAAAAGGAACUGAAUAUCAAAGAGCAAAAUUCCUCAUGUUUACAGCAAAAGCUUGAAAUGGACAUUAAUAACAGGGAAGAGGAGCUGAGGGUUCUUCAAGAGCGUGUACAAGAACUUCAGAAGCAACUGGAAGAAAAAUUAGAAAACAUUAAUAAUUUGAACACCGUUAAGAAUGAACUCGACAAACAGAACAAAAUGCUUGAAGUGGCUCUUGCCGAAAGGGACAAAAAUCUAUCAGUCCAUCUAAACUCAACCGAGGAAUGUAGAAAAGACAUUCUUGACUUGGAGCAGCAGAAAAAGCAGCUGUAUAGCGAAAAAGAACACUUACUUGAAGAACUCACCAAGCAAAAGCAGUGUUGUGAAAAUCUGACUGCGGAACUGCAAGUCAAAGAGCAAAACACUUCAUCUUUGCAGCAAAAACUUGAAGCAGACCUUAAGGACAGGGAUGAAAAGCUGGCGGUUCUUCAGGAGAGCAAACAAGAACUUCAGAAGCAGCUUGAGGAAAAAGUAGAAACCUUUAGUAAGUUGUAUGCAGCUAAGAAUGAACUGUACGAACAGAAAAAGGAGCUUGAAUCAUGUGUUGCAGAAAAAAACAAAAAUCUGGAAGUUUUUCAGAACUCGGCAGAAGAAUUAAGAAAAAGCAUACUUGACUUGGAGAAGCAGAAGCAAGAGUUGCUUAGCGAGAAAGAGCAUAUACUGCAAGAACUGAGCACCAGAGAAUGUUCGUUGUCUUCCCUGAGCCAAGAGCUGCAAGACUUACAGAGGAAAAUGUCUGAAACGGAGCUUCUGUUAACUGCAGAGAAGAAAUGCGUCUCUCAGCUUACAGCCGAUAAAGAAGAGCUGCACUUAAAUAUCAGUCACAUGUCCGAGCAAAGCUUGGAAAGAGAUGCCAUAAUCUCUAAGCAGCUGGAAGAUAAAGCGUUGGAGAGCUUUACUUUAAAGAACCAGCUAACCGAGGAAAAGCAGAAAGCAAUACAUUUGCAAAAUCUGAUUCAGGUUCAGGAAAAUCAGCUAAAGGAUUCUCAAAAACAUGCUCAACAGAGUGUCGAGGAGCUUGAAUUAAUGAAGACUGAAUAUAAAACUGUGUGUGAAGGUCUCAAGCAAAAUGAAGAAAGAAACGUUCAGCUGCAAAAGCAUGUUGGAGAACUGACAACUGAGCAUGAAAGGGAGAAGCAAGCCCUUCAUGCAGAAAUAGGACAAUGGAAAGCUAGCUUUGCAGCUCUGCAAAAUGAAGAAAACAUUCUUAGAGAGGAACAUAAAAGCGUUUCCCAGCAGAUAACAGAGCUAAAUGCAGAACUUCUCAAUCUGAAGGUGGAACACGACAGACUGCAACAGGAGGCUCUUCACAGAAUGGAAGAAAAUGCAUCAUUACUCAGAAGUCUGGACAGUAUUAAUAUUGAAGCAGAAGAAUUAAAAAGGGAAAAAGAGAAAGCCUCAGCUCUAAUUAUCAGCAUUGAGACCCAACGGGACAGUCUUCAAUCACAACUGCUGCAAAGCCAGCUAGAAACAGACACAUUAAAGAAACAAUUAGACAAUAGCAAAAGUGACAGUGAAAAACUGCAUUCUGAGAUUGAGCGAGUCAACAACACAUUGGCAAGCAAAUUAGAAGAAAUUGCUGUUUUGACUUCACAUUUAUCACAGCAGGCAGACACAAUAUCAUCUUUGAAAGACCACAUGGAUGCUGUACUUGUGGAGAAACAGACAUUGCUGAGAACUGUUGAAGAGAAAGAUGCACUUGUCCGCCAGAAGGAAGAACUGAUUCAACUCGCAGAAAAAAAACUGGAAGGUGAAACUCAUUACCUACAGAGAAUUUCGGAUCUCCAAAAUGAGGUACAAAGUUCAGUCUCCGAACGCAUGCAACAGCAGCAGAGAAUUAAUGAUCAGGAACUGAAACUUACAAAUCUAGCACAGGAACUCAAGUUGUACAAGGAUAAAAGUGAGGAAGCACAGCUGGUAAAGGUUCAGUUAUCUGAGCAUGUGGAGGUCAUUUCUGAUCUGCACUGUCAGAUCAAAACCCUCAGAGAAAGAGUAGAUGAAUUAAACAUAGCUCUGACCGAAAAGGAUGAAUCUAUAAAAGAAAAGGUUGAUAGUUUUGUCAAUCUGAAAGCUUUAUAUGAAGGUGCACAGGAAACCUUAGACAUUCAGAAAAAGGAGAUAGACAGUCUGUUAGCCAAGAGUGAAAAUUACAAAACUCUUUUAUCUGAAAAAGACUCAAGCAUACAAAAAUCAGGACUCGACUAUGAAGAAAUCAAAACAAAUAUGGCCGAUAAAGAGAGACUGUGUGAAAACCUAAGGCAGCGGGUCUCAGAACUGGAACUAAUCAACACAAAUCAGAAUAAGGCGUUGAGUGAAUGUAAAGUUAAAGUGAAAGAAAAUGAAGAUUCCCUUUUGGCCAAAGAGAGCAGAAUAGAGGAACUUGCAUGCCAAUUAAACGACUUUGAGCGGUCAGUUGUGGAAAAGGAAUCUGCUGUGCAGAACUUGCAAGAGAAAUACGCAUCGUUGCAUGAGAGUAGACUAGAAAUCGAGCAAUCGGUGGUCAUAAAAGAAGAAGAGAUUUCUCGGCUUCUGAACUCUGUAUGUGAAAAAGAUGAGCGUUUGCAAGUGGCAGAGAGUAAUGCUCAAGCCUUUUCUAAUGAAAUUGGGCUUCUAAGAGAAGAAUUAAACCAAUACUCCUCUAACUUAAAGGCUGCCUCCACCACAAUCCAAGAAAGAGAUGAAGCUUUAGGGCAGAAACAGCAGGUGUUCCAGACUAUGGAAUCACAACUAAAGUCUGUGACGGAACAGUAUGAGAAAACCACAUCCCAGCUACAUUUACUAACUCAAGAGAGGGAGCAGCAGAAUUUGCUUAUACAGCAACUCGAAGAGAAAUGUAACUCACAGUUCCAACAGAUUAUAGACCUUACAUCUGACAUGGAUCAGUUAAAUUCUAAAUUUCUUAAAGUUGUCAGUGAGCAUGCCCUUCAGAAAGAACAGUAUGAUAUGCAGGUUCAGUCUGCAAAGCAGCAAAGCUCCUAUUUAGAAAAUGAGUUACAGGCAUUGCAGGCAGAUAAGGAUCACGCCAUGGGAUCUUUGCAAAUGCAGUUAACAGAGAAAGCAGAUGUCAUUAAAGAACUCAAGGAAAAACUUGAUUUGCAUGUAAAGGAAGCUGAAACUCAAUUACGUUCCAACAUCCUUCAACUGGGGACUGAAAAAUCUGACCUUCAGGAGCAGGUUAGUGCACAGGCUGAAGAGAUAUGCGCAUUGAAACUGAGUAUAGAAACUCUAGAACGUAAUCACGCUGAACAGCAGCAACAAUCACAGAAUGCUUUUCUUAAAGUUAAUGAGGAAAAUGACAUACUUGCUAACCAUAAAGCCAGUUUAGAAAGUGAAAUCCAAAUGAAAGCUAAUAUGAUACAAACUUUGCUUAAAGAUGUGCGCUUUGUAGAGGAACAGUUAAGUACGCUAUGUGACAAAAAUCUCCAAGACUGUGCAACGUUUGGCGAUGGUUCCGGUUACAGUAGCAAAUUAGAAGGGCUUUGUUCUAUGUUUUCUGUAGCAUUAAAGCACAAGUCAGACGUGGCAGAGUUAAAGCAAAUCCUAGAGACCAAAGAUCAUGAAAUUGAUCGAAAGUCAGAAUCAAUCCGGUCGCUUGAGAAAGGAAUAGCUGCUCUGCAAGAUGAGUUACAGACAUUGAGAGAUUCUAGUACACUAGAAAAAGAAUCUCUCAUGAAAGAUGUAGUAGCAACAAACCAUCAACAAGAGUGUCUUCUACAAGAGAGAGAAGAGAUUAACACACGCAUUGCAACCCUUCAGGUGGCGCGAGAUACUUCAGAAGCUGAGCUUGAAAAAUGUUACAGGACCCUGCAUGAGGAAUCGAAUAAGGUAAAAGGGCUUGUAGAAGAUGCAAAGAAUAAAGAUAUGCUUAUCCAAAAUCUCAAUAUACAGCUAAGCCAACAGAAAGAGCUGAUAACGACACUAAGCGAACAAUUAAAAGACAAAGAUGCUUCCAUAAUGCAAGUCAUGGAAUCAAUGUCUAAUGAAAUGGUCAAGACUUCCGAAGAGAAAAGUAUAUUGAACUUGGAGGUUCAGAAUUUACAAGCAGAGAUAAGUGGACUCUCUGAGAAGCUGGAAGCAUGUAAAACAGAGUUGCAAAGUUCUCAGGCGGCAAUGGCUGAAAAGGAGGUGUCUUUGAGCAGUUUACUGAAUGAAAAAGAUAAGAUGCAGCUUCAGUUGCAGAAAUUCAGCAAAGAAAAAGAGAACUUGAAAAGGAAGCUGCAGGCAGCUCUGGUGGUUAGAAAAGAUUUAAUGCAAAAAAUUGAAACUAUCGAGAAAAGCAAAGAAGAAGAAACCCGUAAUAAGAAUGUUGAAUUGGAAGAAAUGAAGAGCACGGUUGCAGAGCUAAAUUCCAAACUAGAAUGUGAUCAGAAGCAGAAUGAAGAUCUUAAAUCUCACCUAGAACAUCUCAUGCAGGAAUCGCUGGAGAACGAAAGGAGAACAAAUGAGUUAUUCUACAAUCUAAGCGAAAAAGAAACCAGUCUAAAAGAGUUGCAGGAUCAAGCUGUUGUGUUACAGCACCGACUAUCUGAAAAAGAAAACACAUGUGAAGAAUAUAAGCGAGCCGCCCAGGAGAAAGAAAUUAACACGACUCAUAUUCUUGAAUCCAUGAGUGAAAAGAUAAAAUCUUUGGAGGAGGAAAACUUGCAGCUCCACAAAAAUGUUGAAGCUCUAAAAUCUGAUUUUGAAAAAACACCAAACGGUGUUAGUCCUGUUGAGCUUCAAGUAUCGAUUAACGCUAACAAACAGGACGACGCUUUACAUCAGGAAAAAACAGUUGUGCAUAAUAACGUUCAUGCAUCUCUGUUAUGCAGUGAGCUAGACACGGAUAUACCAACCAGGGAUGACUAUGCCAAAUUGCUUGAAGAUUUGAAUGAUGGUGUUAAAGAAUUGGAACACCUAAAAACACAACAUGCUGAUUUGCAAAAGACACAUGAAACCUUGUGCAAAAUGAAUGAAGAAAGUGAAAAGCAGGUGCAUACUCUACAGCAGCAGACACGUUUUCAGCAAGAGCAGCUAAAUAACAAGGAACAUUUAGUCGAAACUCAGAGACAAAAAAUUGAAGAUGUUCUACAGGAAUUAAGUAAAAAGGAGCAAAAUGAUCACAUUAUAUCGGCACUAACAUCAAGUGUCGAAGAAAAGGAUUCACAGCUGGGUCAGUUAUGCUCUGAAAAUGAAAAGUUGUUUGAUGAAAUGCAAAAAUUGUUGGCUGAGCAUAAAGGAAAACUAGAGGAGGUCUGUAACUUGAAGAGCGCGUUAGAUCAAUAUGAAACGGAUAAAGACAUGAUGGCCACAGAGAUUAGUCUGCUGCAACAAAAGCUCGAAAGCUCCCAACUGGCUGUUCAACAGAUAGGCCAAGAAAGGGACACACAUUUUGAAGCUCAGAGAACGAAACAAGUAGAAAUUGAACAGCUGAAAGAUGAACUUGUUUUGGCAAAUCAGUCUCUGGUGGAAAAGGGUGCAGAGCUUGCAAGGGUGCAGGAUUUAGUUCAGGAAAAUAUAAGAACAUCAAACCUCGAUAUUGAAGAACUUCAAAAGAAAUUAACUAAUGCUGAACAUGAGGCAAGAGAUCUCCAGAAUGCAUUUGAUAAAGUAAAAGAGGAAAUGAGUAUAUACAUUAAUAAAGUGGAAAAGGCAAAUGCUGAAAUAUUCGACCUACAAUUAAAAUUGAAGGACAACUCUAAGCAAGAUGAGACCCUAAUACAAAGGAGCAGCAUGCAAACACUCGGCAAUCACUAUGGUGACCUGGAAAACAUUUCUAAGGCAGAGCCACAAAUGUGUCAUAGUUGUUCAGGCAAUGAAACCAUGAUUGAAGAGCUCAAGAGGCAGGUUCUGCAGAAUUCCAAAGCAAUGUCAGAACUCAUGCAACAGCAAGAGAGCAAAACCUCUGAAGAAUCGGCCUCCAAAGAGCAAUCACACAGAAAGUUGCAAGCAGCUCUAAUAUCUCGCAAAGAAGUGUUGAAAGAGAGCAAACUAUUGAAACAAAAGAUAGAAUCCCUAAAUGCAGAAAUGGAUGGGCUAAGGCAGUCCUUUGCUGAAGCUCAUGAAAAGCAAAAUUCUGAAAUAUGUUUACUCUCUCAGGAGAAGGAAGACCUACUUAGUGAGAAUGGCAGACUUUUAUCUGUCAACGAAAAUCUUUCUGCAGCCUGUGAGAGUCUAAAAACUACAAUGGAAUCAAUAGUUCAAGAAAAGGAAGCCUUUUCUCUCCAGUUAAACUCUCUUAAGGAUUCCCAAACCGUUGAGUUGUCUGGAUGGAAAGCUAGGCAUGCUGAAUUAAAUAAGGAGUACGAGUCCCUUCUCCAAGCAUAUGAAAACAUUGGCGAUGAAAUGGAUAAAAUGAGGCAGGUCAUAGAAAUGACCAAGAAAGAGAAAAAUGAACUACUUCAUAGAUUGCACGCCUUGCAGACUGAAAAUCACCAUCUGGUAUUACAAGUUCAAGAAAAUGGCGAUGAGGCAGAAAAACUGAGAACUGUGCUGGAAUCCAGAGAACAAGAUAUCAAGGCGUUCGAGAAAGAAGUGAAUAGAAUUGCUGGUUUGGAAAAAACAUCAGCCGAAGUGCAGCAGCGCCUCGAAGAGCUUUCAAAUAAAAAUGAUCAACUCACAGAAGAGAACAGAAUGUUAUCAGAGACUUGUGAACGUAUUAAGAUAUCCAGUGAAAGCACUGAGGAGGAAAAGAAAACACUGCUGAUUAGUAAGAAUGCUUUAGAAAGCUUGCAAAUUGAAGUGGACGCAUACAAACGUGAAAUGGAGAUUAAGAUGUCUGAAUUACUCUCUGUUAAAGAUGAGCUGUCUGAGAGAGUUGCUGAGUUGAACACUGAGUUAGCGGAGAGCAGGGAAAGCUUGGCUGAUGUUUCUGCAGAAAGGUGUGAACUUGUAGAAGAGCAGAAGAAACUUGAACUCAUGCUGAAGGAACAGAAGAGUGGUGUUUUGAAACUGGAAAGCGACUUGAACAUCCUGCAUUUAGAGAAGAUCAACCUCAGUGAAAAAGUCAAAAUCCUAGAAGACGACAAGUCGAUCCUACAAGAGGAGAUUGAAAGUGUCCAAGAGCAGUACUGCAAAGUGAAGAACGAGAAGGAGAUUUUAGAGGCAGAGUUACUGAAUGCUGCCAGAAACAACAAACAGUUAACUGAAACCUUUAAAUCAUUACAAGUACAAACAAACUUCUUGAGUCAACAGGUGGAGUCUCUGAGAUCGGAAAAGAACAACAUCAUGAGAGAAAAAGAAGAGCACCAAUUACUGGUUCUGCAUGAACUUGAGCAAAGAGUAAAGUGCGCCCAGGAUGACAACAGGGGAACCAAAAGCAAAUCCAAAGAGUUGCAAGAACUACUUAAGGAGAAGCAACAAGAAAUUAGCCAGCUGCAACGAGACUCGAUACGAUUUCAGGAGCUGAUCCUUGAUCUAGAGGGAUCUGUAAAGGAGUCCAAUACUCAAAAUGAAAGUCUUCAGGAACAACUAGGCAAAACUGUUGUGGAACUGGAACGAGUUCAUAAAGAGGCGAGCUCUUUAAAUGAGGAACUUUCAAAUAAAAAGCAAUUGUUGGAAAUUGGAAAGGAUCAAAUAGCGAGACUAACUGCAGAGCUUCAAGGUGUCAGAUCUCUACUUGUAGAGAGGGGCUUUGAACUGAUUGAGGAGCAAUCAGGUGAAGUGGAUAGAGGAAGGAAAUUACCAAGGGCUGAUAAUGGUGAUGAAAUUGCUUCAUAUUAUAAGGCAAGUAGUGAAGAAUACAUGCUUAUUAAGGACAAGUGUGCCCUAAAUGGUACAGGAGAUUGGAAUGAUGGUACAGAAGGCAGGCUUCAAGGGCUUGCAGAAACUCACCCCCUUCAGGAAGCAGAAAAAAUACCCAAAUCAGAAAAUCAGUAUCCUAAACAAUCAGUAGGGAAAUACAUUGAUUUGGAAAACGCAGUGAAGAACCUGAAAGCAGAGCUUGCAAAGAAAGAGACUGAUUUGCUAGAGGUUAUGUCAGAGCGAGAUAAAAUGAGGGCAGGUUUAGAAAAACAGGUGAGCAUUUCGGAGCACAUGAAGCAAAUUCUUAACAACAAAGAUGCUGAAAUAUCUAUGCUCAUGUCCUCCAAAGAUGGGCAGAUAUCUAGCUACUUAGAACAAAUACAAGGGCAAUACCGGAAGCACCUGGAAGAGUAUGAGCAGCAGCUAAACUCAUUCCAAGAAGAGAAGGAAAGGUCAAGGGAGGAACACUGGAGGGCGGAAAGUGCAUUACAGAAUCUGCAAGCAAAGUACGAAAAAGCAGUCAAUGACAAUGUGCUGGUAUCCAGCGAAAUCGAGGCCUUCAAAAAAUCUAUGUCUUCUCUUCAGUCUGACAGAGACUUGCUCUGUACACAAUUAAAAGAUAUCAACGGCCGUCACGAGUCAGUACUAUCCGAAAAAGAGGGUGUGAUCGAUAACACUGUGAGUGAGAAUGUUGGCCUUAAGCGAGAACUCAGGAAUUCGCUGAACCAAAUAGAUGAUCUCAAUGCUGAAAACGCAAUGCUGGGCGCACAACUGAUUAGGUACAGGGAAGAUCUCAAUCAGGUGCUGUCUCUCAAAGACCACCAGUUAAAAGAACUGCUGCGACAAAAACUGGAUCACAUUAAAAACCUGGAACAAGAAAAAGGGGGUCUCCAGAGGCAAUAUCGGGAGGCGCAGAACGCAAGCGCGUUGCUAAAGCAAGAACUUAACGACUGUAAGCUAGAGAAUGAAAAGUUAUCUGAUAAAGUAAAGGACCAGGAAGCUCUUAUUGCCACCAUUAACAAAGAGAAGAUUGUCUCGGAGUCCAAAAAGAAAAAGGAGUCUGGAUCUGCAGUGCAUGAAAAGGCAAGCCUUCAACCGGUGGCAUCUGAAAAAGCAAAAGCAGAUAAUCUGCCCCCAGGAGAAAGUAGCUCCAAACCUCUAGAAAAUCCAACUGAAUUGAAAACCUACUGGGAAAUCUGCAAUGAGAACAAGGAGCUUAAAUCUCAGAACGAGUCAUUUGGAAAAGCCAUGGCUGCCUUGCAGAAUGACCGAGACUCCUUAAUAGAGGACUUUAAAGUCCUGCAGUGGAAAUACAUGUCUGAGCUCAAAGCUGAGCGCUUACGAGGGGAUGAUCUUGAGAGACACUCAAGUAACUUCAAAUGCCUCCUAUAUGGUUUACUGAAAAAGAACUCUCUUCUUGAUGAUGCACUAAUCGCUGAGGAAAAUUCAAUCACGUUGGAUCAGCUAGCCGCCAAAAUGGAUUCCGUAUGCAGCACACUUGCAAGCAAAGUAUUGGAGGUAAAGAGGCUGUCUUCUGAAUGCACCAAUUAUCAACAGCAGGUCGAUGCCUUUUCUAAAGCUAUGGCAAGCCUCCAGAACGAUCGAGAGCGAUUACUUCAGGAGCUUAAAGUUGGGGCCUUAGCUCAUGAAUCUAACCAAGCCAAUGGUGAGCCAAACCAUGCUGCUGAGCCUGAAUACCUUACUAUGAAUCUGUCUCAGUCUGGGAAAGAUACUCAGGCUUUCACCUCAAGCAGCUAUUCUGCAGCCGAAAACAUUAAAUUAAGAACAAAGGUGGCGGAGCUGGAGCAGCAACUGUGGCAAGCCAAAAACUUCCGGGAUAAAGCAGAACAAGACAUCACCUCUUAUCAGUGUGAGCUGGCAGAGCUAAGAUCUGAAAAGAACCUUCUUGUCACCGAAACCCAAGCACUACAACAUCGGUAUAAUGUGAGCCUUGCAGAGAAAGAGCGUCAGAUUGCCGAAAUCCAAACGCAGAAAGGCACUACCCUAUUUUCCAGUACAAUGUAUGGCACCAAGGAAGUGGAAAGGGUUGCCUUGGUGGGAAGUACGACUGGCACAGAGAAGGGGAAACCAUCUUCUGACGUGAUUGGUCAGCCAGAGAUUCAGAGAUACAUUCAGGAGAUUAAGCAGAGGGACCAACUCAUACAGCAGAUCAACUCAAAGGCAAUGGAGUCAGUGCAGAUGAACGCGAUGCUGUCGGCCCAGCUGAACACUGUCUCCCAGGGACUGAAGGAAUCUCAGUUGAGAUACAGUGACCUGCAGAACCAGUACUACACACUUCAGAGGGACCUGCAGGCUACUAACCAGAGUGACAUCCGCACUGAAGUCCCCCCUGGUGCUCCGCAGGAGAGGGCAAGCGUCCUGGUGGAGAUAGAAAAUUCUGAGCUGAUUGACCUAAGAAGAAGGCUUGUUGAGAGUGAGCAUCUGUACGACUCCAUUCAGCAAGAGCUGUCACAGCUGUCGGAGAGAUUCGCAGAGGAAAGGUCGCGGAGAGAGGCAGCAGAAGAUGCUCUGCAUCUAUCGGAGCAACAUAAUAAAAGCCUGGAAACGAAGCCUUUAUCCAGAGAAUACGAGUUCUCCCUUCAGAUGGAGUCGGAAGAUGAACGAGAAGCGCUGAUAAUUGAUCCGACACAGCAUGUCAUGGUUAGAAAGAUGAAAGGAGGCGCACUUUCUCUGCGGAGGUGGUUGCGUGGCCGAAGCCUGUACUGUUCCAAGUUACUGACUUCCAGAUCGAAAGCCCGUUACCUGUUCCUCACCUACCUGUUGGUGUUACACGCCGCCGUCCUUAUGUGCCUGACUGGCGUGUUAUAGCCGAACUCUCAGGCACCAGUUUUAGGCUUGUGCGGCUACUCAAGGGUUAACACUGAACAGGUAUUAUGUCCCGAUUAUGGGACGGGCUCUGCAGCACAACGUAUUUUGCUGGAUUUUGCACUGCAUGGACGAAUAAGAGCGGUACAGGGGUCGCGGGUUUGCUGUUUAUCACUACUGACGUUCGUAUACAGGGUGACGAGUGCAGGAGGAGGGAAUUAUGGGUACACACUACAGGUUAGGGGGUCUGUAUAGUUUGGGAAGCAGAGCAGUGUACAUAUUAGUGCCCAUGUCUCUCUCCUUCUUACCCUCAGUAUUCUGCUGCUGUGACUGGCACUGGGUAUGACUGUACAUAGUUCUACAUGGCACUGUAGAGACUGUAAUUAAGACUUCUGUAUAUCUCGCUUGUUCCAUAAUAGAUUCUAUUAUAUUUGCUAAAGAGAUUCUAGUUCCUACUGUAUAGAAAUUGCUGCUCUUCAGGUGUGUAUGGAUGAUUUCUACUUGAAAUGGUGGGAAAAUUGAUUUUCUUCUCUAUGCAGAUAUUAUUUUGUAAGCCUAACGGUGGUGGCUUUCCCACCCUUCCAGGUGCAGAGAACUACAACUCCCACAAUGCCUUGGGAUAGUUAUAAAGAACUGGCCAUGUGUUUGAGGACCCUGCUCCGUGUAUUAAAGGGAUACUGUCAUCACAACAGCAAUCUAAGUCCCAGUCUGCACUGCUGAACGGAAAGCGGCUUUGCAGAUUGGCCUUAUGAAUCAUGGGCUUUAUACUGCCGUAUCAGUCAGUUACCCCAUGUGCUUCAUAAGGCACCCGGGGGAGACAAAAUGCCAGGAGUCACCCCAGAGGAAAGUAUAGCAAAUACUUCCCAAUCCUGUGUAAUAAUGCUCAUAUCAGUAAACUUGGUUGCCCUGCAGUCAAAUGCAUAGUAACAACAUCAAACUGGAAAGUAUCCGACAGUCACCAUUUCCUUAAGAAAACACUGUUACCCCAAGUCACGGUUAAUAAACUCUACCUCUUUCAAAAUCCUCCCUUCCCCUGAAACCCAAGCACUGAAACCGUUAUUUUGAUUACAGUAUCCCUUUAAGGACUUGGACCCAAUGGAAGUCCCAUGCCCUGUGCAUUGGGUGUGUCUCUGCUUCUUGGUGUGUGGCACGGAAGCUUAAAGUGCAAUAAAAUAAAUUCCCUUAUUGAUCUGUUGGUUUCUCAUCUGAAAAUAAAUCUUUAAACCAGCUGG